Messenger RNA from Aplysia californica (California sea hare), 5219 nucleotides. RefSeq lists its product as uncharacterized. Gene Ontology annotation, molecular function: acyltransferase activity, transferring groups other than amino-acyl groups. NCBI's taxonomy places the organism in Eukaryota, Metazoa, Mollusca, Gastropoda, Aplysiida, Aplysiidae. The record is from RefSeq and is a predicted model, not a curated record.
UUUGCACGAUAUCUCCAGCCGACAUGCCUUCUUUUAUAGACCAAGAGACAUUCAUUUUGGCGCACUCAGCUGUCGCGAGCUUCUCCAGCAAGAUGGUGGGUGCGGCGUAUGGAAAGUAACUACUUGGGGACUUGGUUGAAUCUCUUGGAAACAUUAUGCUUCACAAGACCAUGGACUAAUUUGUGCUGAUGAGUAUUUCUCUGGCGCAAAACUGAAGGAUUUUAAAGUACAGACAACUUGAUUUUAAGCCGGAGUAGCAACAGUGGAGGAGAGAAGUUGUACAGUUUGUGGACUUUAAAAGUUGAAAUAUUGAACAGCUUUCACUUCAAAAGUAGAGUUCUUAAAAGACUUCUGAAACAAACUUUUACCUAGUGAAAAAAGGAGACGGUAAAACUGAUCGAAAUGAAGCCUGACGGAACAUUUGUGCUGACGUUUAUGCUUGUCACUGUUGUUGUUUUGCCCUGUGCUUUAACACAGAUCGACAUUCUGAGAGACAUUUUGGAUGAUGCCAGUGACAAUGAUGGACGAAGCAGCAACGGUACCUUGAAACUUAACGAUAUUCUAGAAGCUGGUAAGAAUGUCGGUGGUGAGUUGAUUGAUGCUUUGCCAGACGAUGUAAAGAAAGUCGUGGGUGAUUUGGGCGAUCAAGCACUAGACGAACGGAUGGCUAAUGUAAACAAAGAAAUGAAUGACAUUGUGGACGAUCUUGAAAACUAUUUUAACAAAGCAGGAAAUGACCUUGGGUUAAAAAAUCUACCAUUUAACGUCCCUGACCUUCUGAGCAGAGUUUCUGGAAUUUCUGGUGGCAGGUUGCAGCAGAAUGUUCAGUUCUUUUUGGGUAUUUUGGACAAUUUAUUCAGGUCUGGAAACCUUGACGAAACGACCAAAGGAGCAGACGACCUCCUAGACAUUCUGUCAGAUCUGGAUAUGUUUACCGAAUCGGCCUUAACAACAGCAAAUUUGCCAGAUUCCGUCAGUUUGCUUGAUUUAGUUAGUCAGUUUCUCUACCAGAACAGAUUUACUUUAUCAGAAAUCCUAAAUAUAAAUGAGGCCAUUGACGACGACGUUGCCAUGGGCAUUUUGAAGAAGGCUCUGAACGACACAGGAAUAACACUCACAGAGACGGAGCUGUCUGCCCUCCUCCAGACCGCCAGGGAAGCUGUCAAAGUUGUGCGAGAUUACACGGGCAAAAACGCUUCCACACCAUUCAGUUCAGAGGAUGUUGGGGAACUGUUCGAAGUUUUCCGCCAGAAUGCCGUGAGCACUGAUCUGGAGGGAGUAGUCCGUUGUAGCUUAAUCCGACUCACGCUGGAGGAAUCGUUGCAAGAUGAGGUGAGAAACGAAUCCGACACAUCACACACGAAUGUCAUUCUUGACUCUGCCAUGACAUUCAUGGGAUGUCCUAAUAAUGAUAAAGUUCUCACCCGAAUUCUUAACGACCUUAGUAACACAAGCCUUGUCACGAAAGGGACAGGUUUUAUUCGGAGCUAUCUACGGAAAAGGCUUGCUGAAAGCAUUUUGAAAACACAAGUUCAGAUUCUGAUUAACACCACGCGAGCUGUAAGGGAAAAAGUUGAAGGUUUCGUAGAGUCUGUACGAGUCCUCAUAAAGAAUACAUUCAACGGGUCAGAAUUGACCCCAGUGCGGGCAAUGAUGGAGAAGUGGGUGGACACACUUGAAACAACGCUUCAGCGAUUUGUCUUCAGAGAUGAAAAGCUCGGUAACACGUUUACUCAGGUUCCUACUUUAUGGGUACCCCCCACGCCUGCUACAAACGGGAGCAGCACCGUGUUUACAAUAACUACAGAUGAAAUGCUAUUCCCAUCAACCGUCAUCUCUGAGAAUUCUUUCAAUAGGAUCCCGUCUUUUGGGAACGCUUUUGACAUUUUCGACCAAAAUGUCCUUAGUGACAUUGUAGGAGGAGCUUUACAGAGAAUCCAGAACGUCAACCAAUCAAUGACUAAAACAGUGUCUAUGAUUGGGAAGUAUAUCGAGAACAGAACCACCACAUAUAGGAAGAACGCCAUGAACGUCGUGCAAAAGUUUCUAACGUACCCUCUGCCAAACCUUGUUCUUACACAAUCCGUCAAUCUCCUUCAAAACUGGCAAGCCCUAGAAUCACUGCUCAGACAAAUCCCGAAAAUUUCUGAGUCUGAGAUCAGAAACGUCCGAGCAUUAGUUGACAUUUUGACAUCGUCUCCGUUUUUCAGACAACUUUCCGAUCAGAUAAACCGCGUUGACACUUCAAAUAACACGGACAAUAAAGGAUCACAUGGAGAUGCUCAGCGGGACAUCCUUAAUAUGUUCUCCGACGGAAAACCUCGCGAGAUACCCAGUGUCGAUAACGUCUUUGAAUUGUUAAAAAAUUUACCAAGUCAAAUGUCAAGUUCCUCUGGUAAUGGAGAAAACUCCAAGGGGAAAGUGAAUGAGGAUGAUUCUGUACAUUCAGAAACUGAUGAAGCAGUCAAUAACACAGCACCCGAAGUACAAGCUUUAGUUGCAGGCCCAACAAACUCGGUCAUCCAGAAAUUUGUAGUGCCGAACCCUGGUUCCGCCUUGAUCAUUCUGGGUCAGGUGUUGUUCCAGAACGUCCUACAGAAAUUAAUGGAGGUCAUCGAGAUUGACCCGAUGACAGUGGUCAGUGGACUCAUCAACGUGGCUGCCCAGAACGACUCCAUCAUCUCCAGAGUGGUGCCCGCUCAGACGUUGAAGACCAUCGCUGACACGGUCACGCCAGUUCUUCAGGUCACGGACGCAGUAAUUGCCUUGACCCAAAUCUUCAGCACCAGUUACAAGACAUCACAGCGCUGUGCUAACGAACGUGCGGCUGUCGCCUUUGGACUGACCAACUUUGAGCCAUGGGCCUUGACCUUCAUUGACGCAAUGGGGAAGCCAAUGACAGGAGUCCUACAAGGGAACACUUACCUGGUGGGCAACUUUGACCAGUGUGUGGCUAUCGCAGGUCGCACAAGUUCCGGUUACGUCAUUGGGGGAAGUUUCGUCAGGUACAGGUUUUUCAUCGACCUUCCCGUGCCCAGUAUGGCUGGAGAGGUGCCGUACCAGAGGAGUGGACCUCCCUUCAUCAACUGGCAGCUGUGUCUCCCCUCAGGGUGUUCCGACCAGGACGUGGCCUCCAUUGGGCGCGAAUUAGGAAAUCGCCUUAGUAUGAAAAUGACGGAGUCGGAGAUUAUUACCAAGAGACAGCCAUGGAAAGAUUCACUUUUCAUCGCUUCUGUAGUUGUGUUCCUUGUUCUUGGCCUUCUUUGUCUGGUUGGAACUAUAACUGACGUCAUGAUCCAAAAGUCUGAGUCCAGGAUGAAGGCUGAAGACACUAUGACAGGUGAAGCUGAGUAUCAAUGCCCGGGAAGUGAGCUGUUGUCCCAGAAGCUACAGGAGACCCACACUAAUCCUGAAUACCCCGCUCAAGACUCACCUUCCCAAAUGUGUGAAUCCACAUCUGUGCAGGCCUCAACACAAUUGUACAAACCCAACUUGUGUACACGAUUUCUCUUGGCUUUCUCUCUGUACACAAACAUCCCUGACGUCAUGAGGUCAAAGCACAGCCCUGGAGACAUCACGUGCUUGCACGGCAUCCGGGUCAUCAGCAUCAGCUGGGUCAUCUUGGGACACACACUCGUCUUUGCUCCUCAGUUCGUGGUUGUCUUGUAGCUUACAUCUUCUUACGAGCCGCUAAAAAGGCCGGGAGAAUAAAGCCCAAGGACAUGGCUCUGUACUACCUGCACAGAUACCUCAGAAUCACUCCCUUGUUUGGCCUUGCGAUGCUGCUCUACGCUGGAAUCACGCCAUAUCUAGAAUACGGCCCUUUCCAGACAACUUUGCCAGACCGGGACACCGACUGCAGUGAGGUCUGGUGGUGGAAUCUCCUGUACAUCAGCAACUUAAGGAACGACAUGAAAUCAGAAUGGCCUAGAUUACUUCAUCUACGUGUACAUCAAGCCUUACACCAGGUGUGGCCCUUACGCCAUCGGUCUUGUCCUUGGGUACUUGCUGUUUUCAUCAAAAUGCAAGGUUCGGUUGUCAAAGGUGGUGUCCUUCAUUGGUUGGCUUCUGGCCUUCGGUAUAAGCCUGACCUUGGUGUACAUAACCUACGACAAUUUCAAGGACGGCGGUAUCGCGUCUCUCUCCUGGAGUGAUGAAGCCUCGAACUCUUUUGAGAUCGUGUCUCGGCCUCUGUGGGCCGUGUGCAUGUCCUGGGUGAUCUUUGCUUGUGCCACUGACCACGGAGGUGUGGUGAACAGUUUCCUUUCUUGGGGUGCCUGGAUUCCGCUGUCCCGACUCACAUUCGGCACCUACCUGUCGCACGUGAUGGUCAUGCAUUAUUUCAACAACAACGCGAGGAGCUUGGCUUAUGUUACAGCCAAUUACAUGGUUGAGCGUUACCUGGCAGUGUUUGUCCUGUCGUACGCCAUCUCUUUUGUCCUGUCCAUGCUUAUCGAAACUCCGGUCCGCAACCUCAUAAAACCGGCGAAAAAAUCACCAGCCCCAAAUGUGGAGGGAAAGAAAAACCAGCCAAAUUCAAACACAUUUGAACCCGUUCUUUCAACAAUAACCACUGAAUCGGGAGACUGCCAAAAUCUGAAACUUUCCAAACCGGCAGUAUUCAGCAUUCAAAACGACUACACAUCAUUUCUGGGCACUGGCGCCAAAUCUGGUAACGACGAGGACUCUGCCUUGUCGUCUUCCGUUCGAAGCUCGGAACCAUCUCAGCGGGGCGCUCUUACCGACACAGAAAGCGGCCAUCAUUACUAUUCGGAUCUGUCGAGGAGUACGAGCUCCAGUGAGAUGUCUGAAGGGUACCCAGCCUUGGAGGAAAGUCGGGUAACUUUCAGUGAUGAUCCCAGUCGGGAGGCUAAUGGUAGCCUCCAAAAGGUUUCCAACACCCCUCAAACCGGAUCGGACCCGGAACAGAGUCGCCCGACUUUGAACGGUGAGCCGGAACAUGGCGAGAUAAAAACAGGGGAAGAUAAUCAUGGGUUCCAGGUCGACGAUGCUGUCACUCUCAAAGCGCCACAGGAAGAGGGAGCCAGAGAAGCUAAAAAUAGUAACAUUGGAGGAGAUAAUGCUGUUGCUAUCCGGAUGUGAUUCAAACAGCUGCUGCUUUAGAUUCUGAUUACCUGUUUCUUGUUUUAUCUAACUAGCUCUCUCUAUCAAACUAAUUUCUUUCUUUCUUAAUCCCCCCCCCCUUUCCACUCUCUCUU